Molecule: messenger RNA, 312 nt
Organism: Parastagonospora nodorum SN15
Lineage: Eukaryota; Fungi; Ascomycota; Dothideomycetes; Pleosporales; Phaeosphaeriaceae
Exons: 2
Coding region: 1-312 (103 amino acids)
Source: RefSeq, a predicted model, not a curated record
AUGCCCGAAUCAUCUCCUAUGUAUCUCUGCGACACGUUCCAGGACGAACAAAUCCGCUUCCCAACCCCGGAUCGAAUCGCCGGUAAGCCACCGAAUCGCUUCACGCCGAUCGACAAGCUGCCGUGCAACUCUCAUACGAUCAAACCUGGUACUUCCCAUCACGGACUGAUGACCGACCGUUGUGCAUUAAGCCCAGGGUGUGUACAACCACAAUCGGUUACACAACCAUGGGAGGCUACAUUCCAGCAACGCAUCAUCCGCCGCGCCACCACAUCUACAUCCGCCGUUAAUGUCGCAGUAGCACGCGAAUGA